UGUUGCUGUUAUCAUCGUUGUGUGCCUAUCGUCCGUCGUUCAUCGUUGUUGCUGUUAUCAUCGUUGUGUACCGUUUAUCGUUGUCGUCUAUCGCCAUUGUUAUCGUUGUCGUCUAUCGCCAUUGUUAUCAUCGUUGUGUGCCCGUCCAUCUAUCUUGUUCGUAUCACCUUAUCACCUCUAUCGCUUCUAUGGUCACCUUCUUUUUCCGAGCCGUCACCUCACCACUCCACCCCCUCCCCCGAUUCUGCUCUAUGUAGAUGCCUAAUGGAGCCAAGCACUGGGCAUUCACGUGUAACAACUACACUCCUGCCGAUAUAGAAUCCAUUGAACAGGCUGCAAGUGGUUCAACGGUAGACCAUGUAAUAUUUGGAAAGGAAGUAGGAGCCUCCGGGACACCGCAUCUUCAAGGCAACGUUUCAUUCUCCAAGCGAACUUCAAUGAAGAAAGCCCUGAAGACCCUAGGUAUUCAGGCUCAUCUAAGCAUUACCAGACAACUAGAGAGAGCCAUUGAAUACUGCAAGAAGAACGGUGACUGGUGUGAAUUCGGGACACCACCUCGUAUAACACAGACACCAGGGAAGCGCAGCGAUAUAGACCCCUUUAAAGAAGCGGUGAAAGCAGGCAACCGUGACAAGAAGCUGCUCAGAGAUGAAUUUAGUGAAGUAGCCGCAAGAUACCCUCGUUUCUUCCAUGAAUUCAUAGAGGACUGCAAUACUUCGACAGACCCAGUAGAAGACCAUCCACUUAGACCGUGGCAAGAGGACCUCAAUAAGCGUCUCAGUCUCCCUCCCAACUCUCGCGAAAUAAUCUUUGUAGUCGACCCAAUGGGAAACCAAGGGAAGAGCUGGUUUGCACAAUAUUAUUGCAGCCACCAUGAGAACACUCAAAUCAUACUCCCCGGGAAGAAAGCGGACAUGGCAUACGCUGUGGACACCUCUAAGAAUGUAUUCUUAUUCGAUUGUCCCCGAAGCAAGCAAGGUGAAUUCAUCCAGUAUGAUUUCUUAGAGGAGUUGAAGAACGGUCUCUUCUUCAGCACCAAAUACGAAUCACGUAUGAAACGUAUGAAGAAACCUCACAUUGUGGUAUUCAUGAAUGAACCACCGGACAUGACUAAACUCAGUAAAGACAGGUAUGCUAUCUACAACAUCACCGAUUCAACAGGGAACUUCACGUUUAAUACAAGAACACCCUACAUGUUUCAACCCAAAGAACCAAGCCAGACACUUGUAGAAAAAGCCAACCAUAUCUUUGGAUCUUUCCCAAUGGAACCCCGUCCCACCAAGAAAGUUCCAAGUUCACCCAAUCCCUGUGUGGAAGCCUGGCGUCAAACACGUAACAGCUCAUAAUUUUUUUCUUAAAUAAUGCCUUCUAAAUCUGGAGAAGUAGGAGACAACCGAAUGACAUUCACUCAACAAAGUGUAUAUGACCUAAAUCCUGAAGACAGAAAGAAACUCCGAGAAUCUCAAAAGUCCCCCUCUUCUCGACCUAAACCCUCCCAACUUAGUGGAAGAUAAGGUUAUCUGGGACAACCACCCUCUUGUCCUCAGGAUAUUCAAUUACAGUAACGCCAUACCCAGGGAUAAACACUCUCUCUCCAAUCUCAAUCUCCAGCUCAUCCAAUUCGUCUUUGUCGCAUUGGGCAUCCUGAUGUCCGUCGCCCAGGGGGUAUUCCACCAGCUUCCCACAGAAAGGGCAUGGAGCCUUUGUAGUACCCUGCUUCCUUAACGCAAUUGGAAUCCGAUAGUAGUCCUGUAAACGUCGUCGCAUUUCUUCAACGUCCGUCAUGGUGGACUUUUUUGCAACACUCCCAUCAGCAAUCUCGGCUCUCAUUUUUUCAAAUAAAUAUCCUAUAAUUGUGUGCUAACCGAUGCCAUACGACUUCAGGAUAAAUCACGAGAAUCAAUUAGAAUAGAACAACAAUGCUAAAGAUCAUUUAACCUUC
Seminavis robusta is the source of this 1942-nucleotide messenger RNA. The record is from the annotation of a GenBank genome assembly. NCBI's taxonomy places the organism in Eukaryota, Bacillariophyta, Bacillariophyceae, Naviculales, Naviculaceae.